UGCACAAAAAUAUUCUGUCAAACAUUUCCGUGGUGGACAGUGGUGAAUCGGCAUCAGUUUUCGAUGCUGUUCAGUGUACGAUGCUGUUUUGUUUCAGCAGCCAUGUUUACGUGAUAAAUGUACAAAAUGAAUACGAAAGAAAAAGAGAAAUACAUCGAGGAAUUCGAUUUUCCUCAUUGCGACGAAUCGACCAAAUAUGAAAAAGUCGCGAAAAUCGGUCAGGGCACCUUUGGUGAGGUGUUCAAAGCCAGAGAUAAAAACUGUACCAAGAAAUUUGUAGCUAUGAAAAAAGUGUUGAUGGACAAUGAAAAGGAAGGGUUUCCUAUAACUGCUUUAAGGGAAAUAAGGAUAUUGCAACUAUUAAAGCACGAGAAUGUAGUAAAUUUAAUAGAAAUAUGUAGGACACGAGCCACCCAGUAUAAUCGCUAUCGUUCUACAUUUUAUCUUGUAUUUGACUUUUGCGAGCACGAUCUGGCUGGUUUAUUGUCGAACGUGAAUGUCAAAUUUAGUUUAGGGGAAAUUAAGAAAGUUAUGCAACAAUUAUUAAAUGGUCUCUAUUAUAUUCAUAGUAAUAAGAUUUUACAUAGAGAUAUGAAGGCUGCGAACGUUCUAAUAACCAAAAAUGGUAUAUUGAAAUUAGCCGACUUUGGGUUAGCCCGUGCAUUUAGCGCUAACAAAAAUGGCCAGCCAAAUCGUUAUACAAAUAGAGUUGUUACACUUUGGUAUAGACCACCGGAGUUAUUGCUCGGCGAUAGAAAUUAUGGCCCUCCCGUAGAUUUAUGGGGCGCAGGAUGUAUAAUGGCUGAAAUGUGGACCAGAUCACCUAUAAUGCAAGGAAACACAGAGCAACAACAACUUGUAUUAAUUUCUCAAUUAUGUGGUUCUAUAGUAACAGAAUCCUGGCCCGGAGUAGAAAAUCUAGAGCUGUUUAAUAAAAUGGAGUUACCCAAGGGUCAAAAACGAAAGGUCAAAGACCGAUUGAAACCAUAUUUAAAGGAUCCUUACGCUUGCGACUUGUUGGAUAAGCUAUUGAUUCUCGAUCCAUCGAAAAGAUACGAUUCGGAUUCUGCGUUGAACCAUGAUUUUUUCUGGACCGAUCCAAUGCCUUGCGACCUUAGUAAAAUGUUGGCACAGCACACGCAAAGUAUGUUCGAGUACUUAGCUCCGCCAAGACGUCCCGGCCACAUACGUCAUCCGCAUCAUCAAGUACCUGGAGGGCCAGCAAAACCCAGUUCUAGCAUGGCCGACAGUGGUUACCAAGAUCGCGUAUUCUAGCAUAUUUUAUUCUGUUCCGGACGAAUAUAGACUGCCCUUUUACCAUUCAUGUUUUUCAUCUCUUAUCAUUUUUUAUAAACUGUACAAGGUUUCUCGUUAACUACGUAGAUAACGAUAAGGUUCUGUAUUUAAAUUAAAUAUCUGAUUUAUACAAACUUUGCAAACGAGAUGUAAGAUUUUCUUAUAUACGUAUACAUACAUAUUACAUAUGUAUAUACAUAGAUAUAUCGUCGUUCAUCGUGUUUAUACGACUUAUACUAUAGGUGCGAUAAGUAGAUAAUUUAACACAAGAUACGGUUCGAUUAAAUUAUAUACGUAUAGUUGUAUCAUGAAUUCUAUUUCAGUGUCAUGUUAAAGACGAGAUUUAUUUCAAUAAGCAAAUUUCAAUUUUACAAUUUUCUUCGAUUCGAUAAGAUUAGAACCUACGUAAGAUGAUAUCUUAUAAAUGUAUAAGCCUAAAUCGUCUAAGUCUAAGUCGUGAUGAAAUUUUCAGUUGUACGCGUACAACAAACAUGUGACAGCUAGCGAGAGUUCCGUGGAAUCGACAAAUGGUACGACUUAAUUUCACUGUUCGCAUCGUCGUAGUCAUGAGAAAGCGGUAUCGUGCGUAGCACCGAGAGAAGAAAAUAUUAAAUAUGUACACGAUCGUGCGUCCGUAAUACUUCGUUAUUUUUAUACUUACAACUACGCUUCGUUAUUAUCCUAAAAUAACACUAUCGAAUCUACCAAUCUGUGAGGUACAGAUAAAUAUCAUCUAUAUCAAAGUAAAAACGAUGUGACAAUGGUAUUUUAUCACCGGAUAUAAAAAAAUACAAAUAAAAUUCUGUUGACUGUAACCGGAUUUCCUUUAACAGUUCCAUUCGCUCGUGUUACGAUCAAUGUAUUAAAUGAAUGAUAACUAAGGACAUAUCGAUGAAAUGACGAAUACACGAUAUACAUAUA
Messenger RNA from Megalopta genalis, 2217 nucleotides. It is a transcript of the gene Cdk9, whose product is annotated as Cyclin-dependent kinase 9. The record is from RefSeq and is a predicted model, not a curated record. Gene Ontology annotation, cellular component: nucleus. Gene Ontology annotation, molecular function: RNA polymerase II CTD heptapeptide repeat kinase activity; cyclin-dependent protein serine/threonine kinase activity; ATP binding. NCBI's taxonomy places the organism in Eukaryota, Metazoa, Arthropoda, Insecta, Hymenoptera, Halictidae. Gene Ontology annotation, biological process: protein phosphorylation.